Molecule: messenger RNA, 3399 nt
Organism: Eleginops maclovinus (Patagonian blennie)
Lineage: Eukaryota; Metazoa; Chordata; Actinopteri; Perciformes; Eleginopidae
Gene: mogs
Product: mannosyl-oligosaccharide glucosidase
Exons: 5
Coding region: 95-2632 (845 amino acids)
Biological process (GO): protein N-linked glycosylation; oligosaccharide metabolic process
Cellular component (GO): endoplasmic reticulum membrane
Molecular function (GO): Glc3Man9GlcNAc2 oligosaccharide glucosidase activity
Source: RefSeq, a predicted model, not a curated record
GUGGGAACGAGUAGUAACCAGGAAGUGGCUAGUAAGCUAGCAACGAUAAUGAACAGCUGAGACUUCGGUAUUUUGACAGCUUCAGCAGGGCAGGAUGGGCAGGCAGAGGAAGAGGGUGGUGACCGGUGAAGCUGCUCCCCCUCCAAGGAAAGAUGAGAAGCCCGCUGCAUUUCACCGUAAAGAGAAGAAAAAGAAAGUUGAUAUUGGCAAAGUCUUCAUCAACAUCUCCAUUGGUCUUUGUAUAUUCAGCCUGAUCUGGUUCUUUUACGCGCUUUACAUGCGCUCCAAUCUGGCCAAACGGGUAAUAACCCUGCACCCCUCGCCUGCUGUCCUGGAUGCUAACAGCAGCAGUGCCAAGGUCUCCACCGAGAGGUUCUGGGGCUCGUACAGGCCUCAGGUCUACUUUGGCAUGAAAACCAGGAGUCCCAGGUCCAUUGUUACAGGUAUGAUGUGGAUGCGUCAAUUUUCUGACAUGGAUGUAAACCUGAGGCAUACUUGUGAGCAAGGGGAUCGUUUGCAAGGCUAUGGCUGGAUGAUGCAUGAUGGGAUCACUUUUGGGGUCCAGGAAAUCAGAGACAACGAUUUUACACUAACCACAGAGUUUGUCAAGAGGAUGGGAGGGAGUCACGGAGGAGACUGGACCUGGAGGAUCACUGCCAAACAGCAUAGCUCGGCCCCUCAAGCGCCAGUCAUCUCCCUGAUGUUUUACACAGCAGCAGACACCCAGGGCUCACUGGAGGCUCACAUUGAGGAUAAAAGCCGCCUUGCAUCCGUCACUGGCUUCUCAGAGGAGCUUGGAAACUUUAAGAUCUCCUUCCGAAAGCCAGUUACCGGGGAAUCAUCCAGUGCCAAAUAUGCAAGCUACAACUAUCUUCAGACUGUCUCUCCUGGCUUGGAGAAGCUGACUGACAUUGUGAAGCAAAGUCUGAACCGCAGGUUUGUCUACAGCCCUCCUUCUGGGGAGAAGAGGCAUUACAUAGCUGUAGAUACCUACAAGCCCCCCCACCACCAGAACCAACAGAAAUCCGCUGACGCACGAAAAGAGAGUGACUUCGUUCUUCACCAGGUGACCGUCCAAAUGCCGUUUCAGAUCGAAGUUCUGUUUGAGUCUGGGAGUUUCCACAACCGUCCCAACCAACUGGUGGGCUCAGUGAUGACUCAGGAGCUGGAGAGUAGGAAAGCGGAGUUCGACUCAAAGUUUGAGAAGACUUUUGGGCUGGAGAGCAAAGGCUUUAGCCAGGCACAUGUUAAGUUUGGCAAGGCAGCGCUCAGCAACAUGUUGGGUGGAAUGGGAUACUUCUAUGGCCAGUCAGUGGUACAGUCAGUCUACAACGAAUACCCGCUCCUGUAUCCUGAGGGGGCUUUAUUCACAGCCGUACCAUCACGCUCUUUCUUUCCCAGAGGAUUCCUUUGGGAUGAGGGCUUUCACCAGCUGCUGCUGAGCAAGUGGGACCCCCAGGUGACACGGGAGUCUAUUGCCCACUGGAUAGACCUGAUGAAUAUGGAGGGCUGGAUCCCCCGUGAGCAGAUCCUGGGAGACGAGGCUCGCAGUAAAGUCCCAGCUGAGUUUGUAGUUCAGCGUAACGAGAACGCCAACCCACCCACUCUGUUCCUAGCCCUUCAGGAGCUCAUCGAACAGCUCUCUUCCGAUCCAGAGAAGGCCACAUCUCAACCGACCUUGCCUUUCCUCCGACGGCUGUUCCCCAGACUGAAAACCUGGUUUGAAUGGUACAACACCACACAGACGGGGCCCCUACCGAACUCUUACCGCUGGCGUGGGCGUGACAAGGACACCAAUCUUUUCCUCAAUCCUAAGACCUUGACUUCUGGGCUGGAUGACUACCCUCGCGCCUCACACCCCUCAGCAGAAGAGCGCCAUGUGGAUUUACACUGCUGGAUGGCCUUGUCCUCGGGCAUCAUGGCGAGCAUAGCGCGGCUUCUAGGCGAGCCACAUCAUGACUAUGAGCUCUCCCACCAGGUGCUCACUGACAACAAGAAGCUGAAUGAGCUCCACUGGUCAGAUCAACUUCAUGCUUUCAGCGACUUUGGCAACCACACCCAGGCUGUGUCCUUGCAGCAAGAGAAGGUUUAUGUCCCCCCCGGACAACCUCGUCAUCAGUUCCCUGUGGCGCGCCUCGUGCGCUCAGUCCGCCGCGCCCCUAAGCUGCAGUUUGUUAAUGCUUUGGGUUACGUUAGCUUGUUCCCCUUCUUGCUGCACAUUCUUACACCGGAUAGCCCAAAGCUAGAACAUAUCUUGCGUGACAUGAGAGACUCCAACAAGCUGUGGACGCCCUACGGCCUGCGUUCAAUCUCUAAAUCCGAUCCAAUGUACAUGAAGCGAAACACAGAACACGACGCCCCCUACUGGAGGGGACCGAUAUGGAUUAACAUCAACUACUUGGCAGUCAGAGCCCUGCACCACUACAGCAACACAGAAGGGCCAUACCAAGAGAAGGCAGCUGCUCUUUAUGAGGAACUCAGGACUAACAUCAUCAAUAAUGUUUACAGACAGUAUGUUGAAACAGGGUAUAUCUGGGAACAGUACAAUGACAGCACUGGCAGGGGCCAAGGGAGCCACCCCUUCACCGGCUGGUCGUCCCUGACCGUAUUAAUGAUGGCUGAACAGUACUGAUAAUGUAGAUUGCAUCUCAUGUGUAUAAGAUAUUGGCCCUCAGUUAUCUGGAUGUGACUGAAACCUCCCGAAAUCAGGUGUUAAGAUGUAGUUACAGGUCUGGUCUCGUUGAUAAAAGUCAACACACUGAAAUAACAACAUCCAGCUUGGAAAUUAGACAUGUAUGAUCAUAUUUCAGCAUUUAACCUUUAAUUAAAACCACAGGUUUCAAACAGGUAUUCUCUGACGGUUGAUUUUCAUCUAAGUGCAGCUACUCUGUCUAUGCUGUAUGUGGAGCCCAGCACAGUCUAGUGCUUCAGGUAUACACUUAAGAUUCAUUUAGGAAACACUUAAUGAACUCAUAUGCGCAAUGCAAUCUCAUUACUUCACAUUGCAACAUUUAAUUAUCACAGUAUUUUCUAUAAUAUGCAGGAAACCGCUGGUCCACUUCUCUUAGGGAGCAUGCUUACAGGGUAUAUAUGAGCUGUUGUAUAAUAAGUCUUUAUCAGAUUCAUCAUUCAUCAAGUGAGGGCCAUUAUUCUUUAUUGUGCCAUUUCUCUUUAUCAUACUGUAUGUCUUCAGUUCUCCGUCUUAAUGAUUGGUAAUUUUGAUAUUUAAUUGUUUGAUCAAAGUCUUUAAAAAAAGGUUAUUGCGCCAUAUUUGUAAAGUUACUGCUUCCUAAAGCAGCCAUAUUUUUUACACAGCCUGUAGUUUGACUGGCAGGGAAUACAACAGACUGGCUGUGACAUUGUUUUUGUUUUGUUUAAAACAAUAAACGGUUUGAACUA